Messenger RNA from Desarmillaria tabescens, 711 nucleotides. RefSeq lists its product as uncharacterized. The transcript has 3 exons. The coding region runs from base 108 to 530 and encodes 140 amino acids. NCBI's taxonomy places the organism in Eukaryota, Fungi, Basidiomycota, Agaricomycetes, Agaricales, Physalacriaceae. The record is from RefSeq and is a predicted model, not a curated record.
UGACCGCACAACCAUUUCUGUAAUUGCACCAUGCUUCUCUCGGACCACCACCGUCGAAUUUCUGUUUUUCCUUUUUCCGCCUCCUAAAAACACGUGUGCUAUUUGGGAUGUGCACCGUAUCCAUACGGGAUACAGGAGACUAUAACUUGGCAUCGAUAUUAUUAAUGUAUUUAUCGUCGAAAAUCUGUCCAGUGGUAAUGAUACGGAUAUGGCUUCAGCCGUACUUCGCACAGUGGGUGACAUUUUUUUGUUCACUCUACGGCUGUAUCGUUACGGUCAUAUCUGCAAUGGUACAGUGCAUAUCCCUAACAUGUAUUCUGUUCACCAAGCUUGGCUGGCAGCUGAUCUUUGGAAUGCCUUUUCGGCGUACGCUCUUGCUAAUGUCUCGGAACAUUCGUCCGCCAACCCACACCUGGGUUCCCUUACGCCGUUUCGCAACCAUCGCAUUAAUGAAAUAUUCUCCGUUUCUGCGUCACGAGUCUCUUCAUCGCUCCUCCUCCUCUUCGCUAUUCCGAGCUUUGAUCAUUUAAUUUUUGGAAGAUGUUCUUCUUGAUAGCAUAACAUACUCGAGCCUCGGCAAAACGCUUUUGCGUGUGCCUUCGAUAUCUCGCACCUCAGUCACCUCCCUUUCGUGUGUCAAGCCUGGCACUUUCCUCUGGUAUGCACUGGGUUAUGCCUAUACACCGCCUCGCUCAGCAUUCAUCCCGCUUC